AUGGCUGCUGAUGUGAAAGAAAUGUACCAUCAGUUUGAGAGGACAGUGUUUGGAGAAAUGUCUGCACCAUCCAGAGCGAACUAUACUAUGAGGCGAAAUGCUGAUGAGAAUGGGGAAGAUUUACCUCUUGGUGUGAAAGCAGUCUACAAGUGCUUUUACAUGGAUGAUGGCCUAUCAUCAACGGAUUCUCGUGAGGAAGCAAUUGAAUUGCGGAAGCAGAUGACCGUGUUGUUGCGCCGUGGAGGUUUCCACCUACACAAGUGGCUGACAAAUGACCCAGACGUCUUGGCGACCAUCCCGCAGCAAGAUAGAUUUCCACGAUUCCUCGAGCUGAGUGAAGACAAGUUGCCAACGGACAGAACUUUGGGCGUCAUUUGGGAUGCCCAGGAGGAUAUGCUCCGGUUUACCGGACUGAAGGGUGAUCCGGGUACGACAAAGAGGAAGAUCUUGAGCCAAGCGUUCUCUGUUUGGGAUUCACGAGGACUCCUCCUCUCAUUCACAAUCAGACGUAAGAUCAUCCUGCAGAGUCUGAAUCGUAUGAAGUACGGGUGGGAUGAUGAGUUGAAAGAAGCUGAUCUUCAAGAGUGGCGUGAAUGGCACAGGGAAACAGGGAACCAGGAUGCCUAUGGCGCGUGUACGUACCUAAGACGUGCAUUUACAGAUGACACAGUAGAGUGUAGUCUUAUUGCGGGAAAAGGCCGUGUUUCCCCUUUAAAGUUACUUUCUAUCUGCUGGCUGGAGCUCAUGGGAGCUCUAGUAGCUGUGCGAUUAGCUGAAACACUAGUGAAAGAAAUGACCGCAAAGAUAGAGAAGAUAAUCUUCUGGAGUGACUCCAUCACAGCCUUGCAUUGGAUCCGCCAGAAAAGUUCCACUUAUAAAGCAUUCGUCGGCAAUCGGGUGUCUGAGAUUCACACAAUUAUGAGCAAUCUGGAGACCUCACUGGGGGUGGGCACAGUGAGUUGGAGAUAUGUGCCGACAGAGGCUAAUCCUGCAGAUGACAUCUCCCGUGGACUAGGUCCUACAGAACUUUGCAAGGGCUUUCGCUACAAUAGUGGACCCAAGUUUCUGUAUGAAUCAGCAGAACUGUGGCCGGAGAAUAAAGUCGAAGCACCUUCCGAGAAAGAUGAAGUGAGUGAAAAGAAGAAGGGAAGAUGGGCUGGAGCAUCACAGGAAAAUGAGGUCCUGUUGGGAUAG
This is a messenger RNA of Pocillopora verrucosa, 1194 nucleotides long. RefSeq lists its product as uncharacterized. The record is from RefSeq and is a predicted model, not a curated record. NCBI's taxonomy places the organism in Eukaryota, Metazoa, Cnidaria, Anthozoa, Scleractinia, Pocilloporidae.